AUGGCGACCGAUGGCGCGGGAAGAGCUGUGACGGAUCUGGAAGAGCCGGAACUUUGCUCCUCCGAUUCCGGCUGUGCGGUGGUGGAUGAGUCGCCCAGCAAGAAGCGAAAGAAGGCGAUAUCAAGCGCCGGAGGAAAGUCCCAGCCCAAAGAGGCUGAGUCCAAAGAUGAAAAGACAAAGAGUGCUGAUACGCACGUUUCGAAGGCCAAGACAAGCAAGUCUUCGUCCACGCGGGCGGCGGCGCUGCCGCCUGGUUGGAUCAAGGUGGCUUCCAAGUCGCAUCCCGGAGCUUUCUACUAUGCUCACCCAGCCACGAAGCGUACGCAAGCUCAUCCGCCCGCUGCGAUGUACACGGGGCUUCCCGAGCCCAGCGAGCCGACCACGUUGCUGGGCACGCCACUGCCAGGUGCUCAGGUGAAGAAGGCUGCGGAGGAGGCCAAGGAGGCGAAGGAGGCCAAGGCACGCGAGGAAGCGCUGAAAGCGCAGAAGGCCAAGGAAGAGAUGUUGAAGCGUCAAAAGGAACGCCAGCAGAAGCUGCAGCAAGCAGAGGAAGAGGCCAAGAAGGAGAGCGCGCAGGCCGAGGAGGUGAUCCGAAAGGCACGCGAGCGGCGUGCCACGCUGGCAGAGAAUCAAAGCAGCUUCGAAGAGGUUCCGGCCGUGCCCCGCGCUCCCAAGCCGCGGGGCAAGACUGGAAUUCACUUCGAUCGGAGCAAGCCCGAGGAGAUGGCGAACGACGAAGACGAGGAAUCGGAGGAGCUGGACUUGGAUCGCCUCAAAGUGAAGUUCCGCAAGCAGGUUGAGGCGCGGGACAUGGCCAUGAUCCCCGAUUUGGUCUUCGAUGAUGAGCCGCCGCCUCCGCCCCCGCCGCCAUUGGCACCCUUACCGCCGCCGCCCAUGCCGCUGCCAGAAGGGAAUCCUGUGAAGGAUAAGGAGGCGAAGGUGGAUAAGAAAGAAGAGAAGAAGAUGAAACGAAGAGCUAAGAAGCAAGAACUGAAAGCGAUAAAGCAAAAUAUGAGCAAGGAGGAAAAGAAGAGGUUCAAAAAGAUCAGGAAGAUGCAGAAGCUUCAAGCCAAAGUUGCUAAAGCGGAGAAGGCAUUGAAGAAGUCCGAGAAGCAGCUGAAAAAGACCAAGAACGGGUCCGGCUCCUCGUCCUCUUCAUCCUCCAGCAGCUCAUCCUGA
Molecule: messenger RNA, 1179 nt
Organism: Durusdinium trenchii
Lineage: Eukaryota; Dinophyceae; Suessiales; Symbiodiniaceae
Source: the annotation of a GenBank genome assembly